AUGUUGGUUCGGUUGGUGCAGCUUGACGUCAAGAAAUGUGAGAGAAACCUGACUAAGAGUGGUGGUUUUUACUCAGGGCAUUCCGGUUCCCCCUCCACGUACUCUGGUUCCUCCUCCACCUACUCUGGUUCCCCCCUCCUCCACCUACUCUGGUUCCCCCCCUCCACCUACUCUGGUUCCUCCCUCCACCUACUCUGGUUCCCCCUCCACCUACACUGGUUCCCCCCUCCACCUACUCUGGUUCCCCCUCCACCCGCUCUGGUUCCCCCCUUACCCACUCUGGUCCCCCUCCAGCCACUCUGGUUCCUCCCACACCCCCUACCCACUCUGAUCCACCCCCAUCCACCCACUCUGGUUCCCCCUUCCACGCACUCUGGUUCCCCCUCCACCCACUCUGAUCCACCCCAUCCACCUACUCUGGUUCCCCCUUCCACCCACUCUGGUUCCCCCUCCACCUACUCUGGUCCCCCCUCUGCCUACUCUGGUUCCUCCUCCACCCACUCUGGUUCCCCCUCUGCCUACUCUGGUUCCCCCUGCACCCACUCUGGUCCCCCUUCACUUACUCUGGUCCCCUCCCCCCCUCCUCUACCUAAUCUGGUUCCCCCUCCACCCACUCUGAUCCAUCGCCAUUCACCCCCUCUGGUUCCCCCUUCCACCUACUGUGGUUCGCCUCUCUUCUCACUGUGGUGCCCCCUCCACUCACUAUGGUUCCUCCCUCCAUCCACUGUGGAUCCUCCCCUCACCCACUGUGUUUUCCCUCCAACCAUGCUGGUUUCCUCUUCCAGGGUCCUACUCUGGGUCCAUAAUCCACCUACCCUGGGUCCACAAUCCACCCACUCUGGAUCCCCCUUCCACUUACUGUGGUUAGCCCCUCCACCCACUGUGGUUUCCCUCUCCACCAACUCUGGGUCCACAAUCCACCCACUUUGGUUUGCCCCUCCAUUCACUGUGGUGCCCCGCCAACCACUGUGGUUUCCCCUCCAUCAGCUGUAG
Messenger RNA from Liolophura sinensis, 993 nucleotides. RefSeq lists its product as uncharacterized. The record is from RefSeq and is a predicted model, not a curated record. NCBI's taxonomy places the organism in Eukaryota, Metazoa, Mollusca, Polyplacophora, Chitonida, Chitonidae. Bases 1 to 993 code for a protein of 330 amino acids. The transcript has a single exon.